This is a messenger RNA of Hansenula ciferrii, 1404 nucleotides long. It is a transcript of the gene SED4, whose product is annotated as GTPase-activating protein SED4. The coding region runs from base 1 to 1404 and encodes 467 amino acids. Gene Ontology annotation, biological process: protein secretion. The record is from RefSeq and is a predicted model, not a curated record. Lineage: Eukaryota; Fungi; Ascomycota; Saccharomycetes; Phaffomycetales; Wickerhamomycetaceae. Gene Ontology annotation, molecular function: protein binding; GTPase activator activity; guanyl-nucleotide exchange factor activity. The transcript has a single exon. Gene Ontology annotation, cellular component: endoplasmic reticulum membrane.
AUGGGUAAAAUAGAGAACAAGACCAUAGACAUUGGUUAUCCAUUAUACGGGGCCAAGUUUGUGGAUAAUCAUACAUUGGUUACAACAGGUGGUGGUGGUGAAGGUAAUAAUGGUAUUCCAAAUAAGCUAACAGCCGUAUCUGUUGAUUUCCAAUCUGAAAACAAAUUAAAACUAUUGAAUGAUUUUGAAAUUGAAGGUAAGAAUGAUUCACCAACUUCAUUAGAUCUAGCUGGUGAAACUUUAUUGAUUGGUUGUAAUGAACAUUCAGAAAAUAUUAAAAAGGGACAAAAUAAACAUCUACGUAAAUUUACUUAUUCUAAAGAAAAGCAAUCAAUAAGUUUCAAUUCUAGUGUUGACGUCGAGAAAAGUGUUGAUACGCUUGAUUACCAAAAGGAAGUUUCAAUUAGUAAUGAUGGUUCAAUUGCUGCAGUUUUAUCCUCCAAGAUCCCAGGUUCAGUUAAAAUUAUUGAUGUUGCAACAUUAAAAACUAUAAAGACUUUAACUCCUAAAGAUGAUGUUGAAAUCACUGAUAUUAGUAUCAGUCCAAAUGGAUCUAAAGUUGCUUAUAUUACAGAAAAAUCAUUAGUUAUCACCAAUACACAAAACGAUGAAGAAAAUUUAGUACAUAAUAGGUUUGCCCCAUCUUAUGAUUUAACAAAAAUAAAAUUCAUUUCUGAAACUGAGUUAGUUAUUGGUAUUAAUUUAAAGCAUAAGAGUGGUAUUUUACUUUCACAUGUUGUUAUUAGAGAAGAUGGUAUCAAAGUUAUAAAAUCAAGAGUUAUUAGUGAAAAAACCAAGAAGAUUACAUCAUUAGAUUCAACUGAUUCUUUAGUUGCUGUAGCAGGUAAUGAUGGUUCAAUAUUAAUUGUUGGUGUUGAUCAUUUUGAUGUUUAUAAAACAUUGAAAAACAUUCAUUCAUUUGCUAUAACAACUGUUGUAUUUUCACCAAAUGGUAAAUAUUUAGCAUCAACAAGUGCAUCAAAUACUUUAAAUGUUAUUGAAAUUCCUGAAGAUAUUAGUAAAUCAUAUUAUUGGGUUUAUGUAAAUAUAUUGGUUGUUUUAUUUGCUUAUAUUGUCUACUCAUUAAUUUCAAGAAUCACACCUGAACAAAAGGAAAGAAUUGAUGAUUUUAUUAGAUUUAUGUUUGAUGAUCCACAAACUUAUCAACAAGAAAAAGAAGAAAAAGCAAGUCAAUUAUCAAAUCAACAACCUUUAAUCCAAAGUUCAAGUGGGUCCGGUGAAAUCGUUGGUGAUGAUCCAAAUUUGAAAACUUUUUCAGAUGGUGAAUAUGUUGUUGAAGUUGUUACAAAUAUUAAAGAAGGUGAUAUUGUAGAGGUAUCUACAAGAACUUCUUGGAGAACUGAAACUUCUGUAUACGAAGAUACCGCUUCUACCUUGAUUUAA